AUGCGGGAGAGCUUUGAGGGCACCCGCAACACGCCGUUCGCACAUACUACCGACAUGGCAAGCAGUGAGAUGACCACGGACCACAUGUUGACCGUCGAAUGGACGAAGACGGACGGCUGGCUGGCGCCCUCGAUUACGCCGUACCAGAACCUCUCACUCGACCCGGCGACCAGCGUCCUCCACUACGCGUUCACGGCCUUCGAGGGCAUGAAGGCGUACAAGGACAAACACGGACAGGUGCGUCUGUUCCGGCCCGACAAAAACAUGGAGCGCUUCAACAAGUCUUGCGCGCGCAUUGCUCUGCCCACCUUCUCGCCCACCGCCUUUAUCGAAUUGAUAUCGCGCUUCGCCGCGCUCGAGGAGCGGUUCAUCCCGGACAAGCGCGGCUACUCGCUGUAUCUGCGCCCGACCAUGAUCGGCACGCAGAAGACGCUGGGCGUCGGCCCGCCCGGGUCCGCCCUGCUCUACCUGAUCGCCUCGCCCGUCGGCCCCUACUACCCCACCGGCUUCAAGGCCAUAUCGCUCGAGGCCACCGACUACGCCGUGCGCGCCUGGCCGGGCGGCGUCGGUGACAAGAAGCUCGGCGCCAACUACGCGCCGUGCAUCGUGCCGCAGCAGGAGGCGGCCAGCCGCGGCUUCCAGCAGAACCUGUGGCUCUUCGGCCCCGAGGAGUACGUCACCGAGGUCGGCACCAUGAACCUGUUCGUGGCGAUCAAGGACAAGGAGACGGGCCAGAAGGAGCUCAUCACGGCGCCGCUGGACGGCACGAUCCUCGAGGGCGUGACCCGGGACUCGAUACUGGCCCUGGCGCGCGAGAGGCUGGCGCCCGAGGGCUGGCGCAUCUCGGAGCGCAAGAUGACUAUGGGCGAGCUGCAUGAGGCCUCGCUCGACGGCCGCAUGAUGGAGGUCUUCGGCUCGGGCACUGCCGCCAUCGUCGCCCCCGUGCGCAAGAUCAGCUGGAAGGGCAACAUGGUCGACUGCGGGCUGAGCGAGCACGAGGAGUCGGGCGAGAUCGCCCUGCGGAUGAAGGGCUGGAUUGAGGCGAGACAGUACGGAGACGAGGAGAGCGAAUGGAGUCAUGUCUGCUAG
Anthostomella pinea is the source of this 1089-nucleotide messenger RNA. The record is from the annotation of a GenBank genome assembly. Lineage: Eukaryota; Fungi; Ascomycota; Sordariomycetes; Xylariales; Xylariaceae.